Culex pipiens pallens (northern house mosquito) is the source of this 5363-nucleotide messenger RNA. RefSeq lists its product as uncharacterized. The transcript is spliced from 11 exons. The coding region runs from base 421 to 4653 and encodes 1410 amino acids. The record is from RefSeq and is a predicted model, not a curated record. Gene Ontology annotation, biological process: response to oxidative stress. Gene Ontology annotation, molecular function: heme binding; peroxidase activity. Lineage: Eukaryota; Metazoa; Arthropoda; Insecta; Diptera; Culicidae.
GGGAAUUUUCGCGAGAGAGUGGGGGGUUAAACGGUCAGCUUGGGGCGAGUCUUCGUUCAGUCGGUCGCGAUCUCCGGUGUCGUGUGGAGGUGCACUCAAGUUAAGGUUGGACCUUUGUAGUGGGAUUUGAGAAUAAAUUAAAGUGAUUUUGUGCGAAGAGAGGUGAAAGUGUGAUAAGUUUCGUUUUUUUCCACAUAUUUCCUCUGUGAAAUUGGCCACAGAGUUGCCUCGACACUUGGUAGCCGUGAAACGAAAAAGUUUAGUGAAAACGUGAUUUUGUGCGCGCCACGUGAAGUGCACCGCAACUACUAGCAAGCAGACGAAAAAGAAGAAGAGCUGUGAAGAAGUGUCUGCACUUGAAGAGCAAGUGCAAUACGCCAAGACAGACAGAUAAACACACACACGGCGAGAGACGGCAAGAUGACCGUGCCACGAAGGAGGAACGCGAAGCUGCUGAGCUUAAGUAUACUACCCAGUCUAGUCCUAGUCAUCGUAACCAUCGCCGCAACAGUCAACGGAAUCGACCUCAAGGAGCGGGCCCGGGCGGCCCUUCUGCUAGAGAAAUCGGCCACCACCGGCACCAAUGCGGCCUGCAAGGUCACCCUGUCGCAGCCCUGCCCACCGAGCAAGUUCCGGUCCGCGUCCGGCGAGUGCAACAACUUCAACCACCGCCACUGGGGCGCCCGCGGCGAUCCGUUCAUGCGGCUGCUCCAGCCCGACUAUGCCGACGGUCGCAUCAAGCCCCGCACCUCGGUGGGUUCGCACGCCCUGCCCGCCCCGGACAGCAUCAUCGACCAGCUGCAGCGCUCGAUCCCGGUCGGCGUGGUCCACCCGCACAUCACCGCCAUGCUCCCAGCCUGGGGUCAACUGCUGGCGUACGACCUGGUGCAGAUCCUGUCGCCGCACUCGAGCUUCCGCUGCUGUCGGAACGAUACGGCCGCCACCGACGAGAUCAUCCAGUGCUACGUCCGGAUGGGCGCCGGCUGCAAGGAGUACAAGCGAUCGAUCCCGUCGCACGACCCGGGAUCGUGCGAGUUCGAGCAGCGCGAUCAGCUGAACGCCGCGUCCGGGUUUUUGGACGGAUCGGGCUUGUAUGGGACGACGGAGAAGGAGAUUCUAGCGCUGCGGACGUUCACCAGCGGAAAGGUCGACAUCAAGGCUUGCCUGCGGUGUAACGAGCCGGGAGCGAUCGGGGCGCUGCACACGAUCUUGCUGAAGGAGCACAACCGGAUCGCGGAGGAGCUUUCGCGGCUGAACGUAGACUGGAGCGAUACGACGCUGUUUUACGAGACGCGCCGCGUGAUCAUCGCCCAGGUGCAGCACAUCACGUACAACGAGUUCCUGCCGAUCGUGCUGGGCAGCCAGAUCUCCAACAGUCCGGAUUUGAGACUGGAAAACGGCAAACACUACAGCGGAUACUCGUCCGCCAACCGCGCUGGAGUGUUCAACGAGGUUGCCGUUGGAGCGGUGCCCGCUUUCCUGACCAUGCUUCCACCGGACAUGUACAACGAGUCCGCUUCGGCGGAGAUCCUGAUCUCCAGCCCGGCGAUGCAGCAGACGUUUGUGCCCGAUCACGCUACCUUCAACGACGAGUGGACGCCGAUCGCGUUGGCCAUUCAGCGCGGUCGCGAUCACGGAGUGCCGUCCUACCACAAGGCGCUGAAUCUGUGCGAGCAGCGGUUCGGGAUCCCGUACGGCUCGAAGCUGACCUUUGACGACAUGGAGUACUUUGGGCUGUCGCCCGAGAAGAGGAAAACGCUGGAGGGCAUUUAUCAGGACGCCGAGGACAUCGACCUGCUCGUGGGAGGCCUCUCGGAAACUGCCACCCUCGGCACCGUAUUCGGCCCCACCCUAACCUGCCUGCUGGCGAUCCAGUUCGCCAACCUACGCGUCAGCGAUCGCUUCUGGUAUGAAAACGACCUGCCGCCAUCCUCCCUCAACCUACCCCAACUGCAAGCCAUCCGUCGCGUGACCCUCGCCGGUCUACUGUGCGAAGCCAAGGGCGUAUCCAAGGCCCAACCGAAGGCCUUUAUCCGCGACGAUCCGUACCUGAACGCCCGCCUCAACUGCGAGCAGCUGUCCGGACUGGACGUGACGGCGUGGCGCGCCGAAGCCCCCGAACAGGUGGACGAAGUGCUGGACGUGCAGAAGCCGGCGCCGGCUGAGUUUGCCGAGCUGGACACCACCGUGAUCGCGGAAGCCAUCGAGAAAGCGAAGGAUCAGCUGAACGAGCGCAAGCGCUUCGAGUACGAGUCGUGGAAGAAUCGUGGAGGAAUCGAUGCCAAGUCGCCGGCCGGAACGGCCGCUUCCUUCAGCAAGGCCAACAAGAACGCGCUGAUCAUCGCCAACACUUCGCUGCUGUACGAGCUGGCCUCGAACGAGAUUCUGAGCACGCUUCACUCCAUUCGUCGCCGCAAGCGUCAGGUCUUCGACAACAACUUGGGUAGCUUCGGAGGAGACGACUUCGGCAACGCCCUGCAGACGAUCGACGUGAACCAGUUCAUUACGGGAUCGAUUUCGCCAAUCAACCUGGAACCGCAGUGCGAGAAUCUGGAAGCACCUUGUGACACAGCAACGCCGUACCGAACGCUGACCGGUCAUUGUAACAAUCUGCGCAACGCCGAACUUGGACAGUCGUUGACGGUAUUCGCUCGUCUGCUGCCACCGGUCUACGACGAUGGAAUCUCGCAACCUCGCAGCACGUCCGUCGCGGGAGGAACGCUGCCGAAUCCGAGAACGAUCUCUUCGUUGAUUCAUCCGGACAUCUCAAACCUACACACUCGCUACUCGCUUAUGGUCAUGCAGUACGCCCAGUUCCUCGAUCACGAUCUUACCAUGACUCCGAUUCACAAGGGUUUCCACGAGUCCAUCCCCAGCUGUCGAUCGUGCGAUUCGCCACGGACCGUACACCCGGAGUGCAACCCCUUCCCAGUACCACCACGUGAUCACUACUACCCGGAACUGAACGUGACCAGCGGAGAGCGACUGUGCUUCCCGUUCAUGCGAUCGCUGCCCGGUCAGCAAUCCCUCGGACCUCGCGAGCAGAUCAACCAGAACACGGCUUUCCUGGACGCGUCGCAGAUCUACGGUGAAAACGGAUGCGUCGGCAAGCAGCUUCGCGGAUUCUCCGGACGCCUGAACUCCACGAUCCACCCGAUCCGUGGCAAGGAACUGCUCCCACAAACCCCGAUCCAUCCGGAGUGCAAGUCCGCCAGUGGUUACUGCUUCGCUGCCGGUGACGGACGAGCCUCGGAACAACCCGGUCUGACCGUAAUCCACACGCUGUUCAUGCGCGAGCACAACCGCAUCGUCGAAGGUCUCCGUGGAGUCAACCCGCACUGGAACGGCGAUCAGCUGUACGAACACGCCCGCCGAAUCGUCAUCGCCCAGAACCAGCACAUCUCGUACAACGAGUUCCUGCCGCGUAUUCUCAGCUGGAACGCCGUCAACUUGUACGGCCUGAAGCUGCUCCCACAAGGAUACUACAAGGACUACAACCCAACGUGCAACCCGCAGAUCGUUACCGAGUUCGCAUCCGCCGCCUUCCGUAUCGGCCACUCUCUGCUCCGACCGCACAUCCCACGGCUCAGUCCCCAGCACCAACCCAUCGACCCGCCAAUCCUGCUCCGCGACGGCUUCUUCAAGAUGGACAUGUUCCUCCAGCAGGUCGGCCUGAUCGACGAGAUCUCCCGCGGCCUCGUCGCCACCCCCAUGGAAACCCUGGAUCAGUUCAUCACCGGCGAAGUCACCAACCACCUGUUCGAGGACCGUCGAAUCCCGUUCUCCGGCAUCGAUCUGGUCGCCCUGAACAUCCAACGCGCCCGCGAUCACGGCAUCCCGUCGUACAACAACUACCGCGCGCUGUGCAACCUCAAGCGGGCCCAGAACUGGGACGACCUCGGCCGGGAGAUGCCUCCGGAGGUGAUCUCGCGUCUGAAGCGCAUCUACGCCAGCGUUGACGACAUCGACCUCUUCCCGGGCGGUAUGUCCGAGCGGCCGCUCCAGGGAGGGCUGGUGGGACCGACCUUUGCCUGCAUCAUCGCCAUCCAGUUCCGGCAGACGCGCAAGUGCGAUCGUCACUGGUACGAAAACGACGACCCCGUCACCAAGUUCACCGAGGCCCAGCUGGCUGAAAUCCGCAAAACGACGCUGUCCCGAAUCAUUUGCGAGAAUCUGGACAUCCAGGGUGAUAUGCAGCGUGCCGCGUUCGAUCUGCCCAGCAACUUCCUCAACCCCCGCGUUCCGUGCAACGCCAUGCAGCAGAUCGAUCUGAGCGCGUGGCGGGAAAACGUCGUCCAGGGCUGCAACAUCGGCGGCAAGCAGGUCAACGUCGGCGAUUCCGCUUUCCCGUCGCCCUGCACCAGCUGUAUCUGCACGAGCGAAGGGCCCCAGUGCGCCUCCCUCCGCAUCACCGACUGUGCCCAGCUGGCCCGCGAGUGGCCCCGGGACGUGAUCUUGCGCGAUGACGUGUGCAGUGCCCAGUGCGCGCUGGUGCUUCAAAAUGGCGGCGCCGGCGCCGGAGCGUCCCGACAGGUCCUCCGUCAGCCGCAGCGUGUGGCGCGCUCGCGCGUCGUCCAGCAGCAAACCAGCGCCAUCCCGAUCAGCUUCCAGGGCUUCCAGUUCCCUGAUCUGACGCAGUUCAUCAGCGGUUAGGAAGCGCGGUCAUGCGGGGUUAAGAGAUACGUGUAAAUAUUGAGCGGCCAUAUUGUUACGUCUUUUCGCGACUUGACUAUCACUUUCCAAGCUGUUUUCACCCCAUAAUUAAAGCAAGUCUCUAAACAAACUGCCUUUACCGUUAGCGUUAGCGUUAGAGCACUAAAGAAAACGAACAAAGCAUGCUUUUAACUUAAUUUUAUUCCUGAACGGCGUCGCGCAGAGUCAAACCAGCGACCACGAACUGUACUUUGUAAAUAGUUAGGUUUUAGUACUGUUUCUAUUUAAUCUUUUUGUCAAGUUACAACUUAUUCUUCCCCACUCUAUAUUUUAAUCCAAAUCCCAAAACUAUCGAAUCAUAUCAAAUUAGGACGUGUAGGAGCGAGGAAGUAAACUCAAUCUCAGAAAAAAAAAUAAGAAAACAAGUUAGACAUAAUCAAAAUGUGAGCGGAACCUGAAGUAGUGAUACACGAAACAAGCGUCUACCAUUAGAAAUUAGUACAGAGCAAGUUUUAUCCGGCAAAUCCGCGGCAGCAAACCUCACAGAAAUGAACACUUAAAUAAUGCUGUCGCGCGUGAAGUUUGUCCCAAUAAAGAAGAAGAAGAAGCGCAUCAGUGAGAGUUUUUUAAGGUUAGUAAUUUGUGUACUAUUUCGUGUGCGGAUUAGUGGCAAACAAGUUUUUAAAUAGAAAUGUAUUUAUGAAUAAUAA